CGGGUAGUGUUAUUUUUGAAAAUAAUUUCCAACAUAAAACUAAUGGAAUUGUUUUUGUAUUAAAAUGAAAUACAAUUUUUAUUUAUUUACUGAUUAAAUUUAACCCAAUUUAAAUGAAAUAGUCAAAUGAAAAAGCACUCUAAAAAGAAAAUACUUCAUAAUACGUAGUAAUAAAGAAACAAAGUAUUUGCCUGAUGUUUGCAGGUGGUCAUUAAUGGUGAGUCAUUUGCAGGUGGAGAUCAUUAUUUUGAGACAGACAGUUUCAGGCAAAAUUAGCACUUGGAAUCGGUGAAUGAGAGACUUCGUAGUGAACCUGAGAUUUGUUUCAAUCAACAUAUAGCCUGGGCUUCGCAUCUAUCGUUGCAGAUGACACUACUUUGUCUUCUACUAUUGCUUCAAAGGUGUACAUGGACAUUGCCAUUUAUGAAGUUGAAGUUCUAAGAAUCCAGUUUAGGUACUUUUGUUCGUACAUGCACUUUUUCAUCCAUCACCAUUGCUUGACAGGAGUCAUAUAUACUAUUGUGUUCGUUGCCUUUUGUUAUUUGUUUUCCAAAUCAUAUCAUUGCUAUCACAUUUUCUCUUCUUUGUUAGUAGCCAAUUCAGUUACAAGAUAUUCCUAUUUCUCUGUUGAAAGAUUGCAACAAUGGCUAAUAUGGUCAUAACAACGGUACUAGAAAAGAUGACUGGAAAGGACAAGGAUUACAGAUACAUGGAAACUUCUGAUUUGCUCAAUGAAUUGAAUAAAGAAGGAUUUAAACUUGAUGCUGAACUUGAAGCAAAGGUAUCUAAUGUUGUAAUACAGCAGCUAGAUGACGCAGCAGGUGAUGUUUCUGGAUUAGCUGUAAAAUG
This is a messenger RNA of Cuscuta campestris, 849 nucleotides long. Lineage: Eukaryota; Viridiplantae; Streptophyta; Magnoliopsida; Solanales; Convolvulaceae. The record is from the annotation of a GenBank genome assembly.